This is a messenger RNA of Erpetoichthys calabaricus (reedfish), 2989 nucleotides long. Its product is annotated as zinc finger protein OZF-like. The transcript has 3 exons. Bases 316 to 1749 code for a protein of 477 amino acids. Gene Ontology annotation, biological process: regulation of DNA-templated transcription. Gene Ontology annotation, molecular function: RNA polymerase II cis-regulatory region sequence-specific DNA binding; DNA-binding transcription factor activity, RNA polymerase II-specific. Lineage: Eukaryota; Metazoa; Chordata; Cladistia; Polypteriformes; Polypteridae. The record is from RefSeq and is a predicted model, not a curated record.
AAGGUCUGCAGUGCACUUCGAUCACAUCUGAAUUGUUUGAUUUGUAAUUUUAAACUGUGAGGCAGAGGAGGAAAUCAAGAGAAAUGUGUCUUUGAACCAAACCUCAUGGAGGGCACUGUGACCCUGAAGUGUGCUCAUUAUUUUUACUGACUUUAUGAAGUUAAUUCUACACUUUUAUUUUCACAGGGCUUUCCCAUUUCACUUGGUCAUACACUGAGGUGUCUAAUGGUCUCCACCUCAGGGCUGUCUAUGUGAGAAGUGAAUCUGAGAGGAGAAGGGCAGACACUUAAGAGAGAGAAGAGUUUCCCACAGAGCAUGGCCUCUGCCAAAGAAGAUGGUGUGGAUGAAAGAAUGGUGGACAUUAAAGAAGAGGACUGUGAGUGGCUCACACCAGAGGAUGUGUGUGUGAAGCUGGAGGAUCACGAAGAAAGAAUUUCAGUUUUUAAAGAGGAGGAGGAGUGCAAGGGGGUGACUGCUGUCAUUAAAGCUGAGGAUUUGAAUGAUUUCUCCGUUGGUCUUGAACUUCAAAAGCAUGAAACUGAGGACAUUUUCAAACAAGAUGCCUGUGAAGAAUCUCCAUCCAGUUUACAGCCCUGGUCCACUAAUACGGGACGACUGGUUAUGCAGGAGAAUUCUGCAGAGCUGGAACUAGAGUUAUCAGAGUCUGAAGAGAAAAUCACCGAGGGAAAUGAGAGAAAAGGAGAAGAGUCACCUGGGAGUGUUGGAAUAAAUUUACAGGAGAAUGUCAACUUCUCUCCACCUUCAUUUGGUCAGCCCUGUCCUCAAUACAAAGAGAAAGGUAUGAAGAAAUCAGCAAGAGGAUCAGAGGACCUGACAGCCAUUUUGCAGUGUAGUUCUCUCCCUGCUACUGGAGUAACACAAACGGAAGCCAUUAAAACUGAUCGACAGCAAGUGGAGAAAGAAAUCCAAAUUCACACUGGAAAAAAAUGUUUGGAAUGUGGCAAACAAUUCACACAAAAAAGUGAUCUUAAUAAGCAUAUGAAAAUUCACACUGGAGAUAAACCAUAUUGUUGUCAUGAAUGUGGUAAGUCAUUCUCAAGGAGUAGCAGUUUUCAAAGUCACAGAAGAAUCCACACAGGUGAAAAACCUCAUUACUGUCCAGAAUGUGGAAAAUCGUUCUUAAGGAGAAGCAGUCUUCAGAACCACAGAAGAAUACACACAGGAGAAAAACCUCAUUGCUGUCCAGAAUGUGGUACGUUGUUUUUAAGCAGAAGCAAUCUUCAGAACCACAUAAGAAUCCACACCGGAGAAAAACCUCAUUGCUGUCCAGGAUGUGGAAAGUUGUUCUCACGUAUAAGCAAUCUUCAGACGCACAGAAGAAUUCACACAGGUGAAAAACCUUAUUGCUGUCCAGAUUGUGGUACGUUGUUCACAAACAAAAGAAAUCUUCAGAACCACAUAAGAAUCCACACAGGAGAAAAACCUCAUUGCUGUCCAGAUUGUGGAAAGUCGUUCUCAUGUAUAAGCUAUCUUCAGAGGCACAGAAGAAUCCACACAGGAGAAAAACCUCAUUGCUGUCCAGAUUGUGGAAAGUUGUUCUCAUGUAUAAGCUAUCUUCAGAGGCACAGAAGAAGCCACACAGGAGAAAAACCUCAUUGCUGUCCAGAAUGUGGUAAGUUGUUCUCAUGUAUCAGCCAUAUUCAGAGGCACAGAAUAAUCCACAGAGGAGAAAAACCUGAUAGCUGUUCAGAAUGUACCGAACAAUUUUCUGACAAAUGCAGUUUUUAAAGGCACACAGAAAUUGAUGCUGGAGAGAAGCCAUAUUGAUGUUCUCAAUGUGUAAAAAGGUUUUAAACAUUUGCUGUUUUCAAGUAAACAGACAAACUCCCACGAAAGCAAAAAUGCAGUUUGUAUGUUCUGAAUGUGGCAAAUGUUAUACAAUCCAGAAAGGUCUUUAUCCACAUGCCAAAAUCCAUACUGAAGAAAAAUCUCAUUGCUGUUCUGAAUGUGAGAAACUAUUCUUAUAUUUAAGCACACUUCAGUGCCACAUCAGACAUCACACCGGACAGAAACCUCACCAUUGCUUGGAAUGUGGCAAACAAUUCUUACUUGUCAGUUCACUUUAGAAUCAUAGGAGACGUCAUACUGGAGAGAAGGCUUACAGUUGUACUGAAUGUGGAAUGUGAUUCUCCUAUAACAGUUCUCUUCACAAUCAUAAAAUAAUUCAUUCUGGUAAGAAACAACGCUGUUGUGACUGUGGCAAGCUUUUCUCAGACAGCACGACUCCUAAAGAUCACAUGAGAAUUUACUCUGGAUAGAAAACUUUUUGCUGGCCAGAGUGUGGCAAAUGAUUCUGAUGUCCAAGCGCACUUAGGUGCCACAGAAGGAUCCACACUGGAGAGAAGCAGUACACCUGUUCUGAAUGUGGUAAAGGGUACUCUUCCAGAAAAAGUUUUCAGACACAAAGCCAUAUUGGAGUAAAGCCUGUCCCAGAAAUGUCAAAUGAUCUUCCCAUUGGAUCUUCAGGCAAAAAAAAAAAGAAGAAAAAUCUUUUGAAUGCGGUAAAGGAGUCCAGUUGAAAGUAGUUAAUAAGCACAUAAGAAUAGUGAAGAAAACACUGAAGGUGGCAAACAGAUCGUAGAGGUAAGGUAACCUCAGAGCCACAUGUGAACUCACACUGGAAUGGACUCAUUGGAGUACAACACAUAUUUCACAAACAGCAAGAAUCUUCUUCAAGAACUUCAUUGUUGUCCUAAAUGUGGUUAAUGCUUUUCAGACAGAGGUGGUCUUCAUUGUUCUGAAUGUUGAAAGUGGUCCUCCUGCCGUCUUCAGCAACACGUAAGAUUUCAUUAGGGACUCAGAAACUGUACUGCCAGGGUUGUUAGCCAUACAGAGACUGAUCAUCUCUGCACCAGUGCUGUGACAUAAGAUGGUGAACAAUACAAACACCAGACAACAGAAUGAGGUAGCAACAGUACUGUGCGGUGAUAACAACUUCAGCCACAGAACACAACUGAAAAAGUUCAAU